Messenger RNA from Drosophila biarmipes, 741 nucleotides. RefSeq names its product putative odorant-binding protein A5 (gene a5). The record is from RefSeq and is a predicted model, not a curated record. Bases 1 to 633 code for a protein of 210 amino acids. The transcript has 2 exons. NCBI's taxonomy places the organism in Eukaryota, Metazoa, Arthropoda, Insecta, Diptera, Drosophilidae.
AUGAAAUUGCUGGUCUGUUAUUGGAUAUUCGUGGGCUUUAUUUGCCUUACUCGAAGUCAGGGCGAAAUUGAGAAUGUUAGAAGGAUAAUGAAGGAAUUGGAGGUGAUCCCGGAGAUUUUAGAAGGGCCUCCCAGGGAGUUACUUAGGAUAAAAUAUGAUAAUUCCCUUGACAUUGAGGAGGGCGAGAUCUACACACCGACAGAGCUGAAGUUACAGCCCAGACUGGAUUGGAGUGCCGAUCCCGAGGCCUUCUACACCGUGGUUAUGAUCUGUCCCGAUGCUCCGAAUCGCGAGAAUCCCAUGUACCGUUCCUGGCUCCAUUGGCUGGUGGUCAAUAUUCCCGGAUUGGAUAUUAUGAAGGGUCAGGCUUUAUCCGAAUACUUUGGUCCUCUACCACAGAAGGAUAGCGGAGUUCAGCGGUAUCUCAUUCUGGUGUAUCAGCAGUCGGGUAAACUGGACUUCGAUGAGAAGAAAAUCGAGCUAAGCAACGCCGAUGGGCAUAGCAAUUUUGAUGUUGAGAAAUUUGCGGACAAAUAUGAAAUGGCUCCUCCAGUGGCAGGAAACGUAUUCCAGUCCAGGUGGGAUGAAUUCGUGCCGGAACUGAUAAAGACACUCCAUGGAGUCAAUGAGUAGAUAUCCAAGAGUUUUGAGCGGUGGUUAUGUUCCUUGGUUGAGUUUUUAAAUGUUUUGUUUUCUGUUUGUCUUAAAUAAAGUGUUGUAGUUAGUCUUCAGCAUUCCAAA